AUGAAAAACAUGAUUCUGAUCUUCUUCUGGACUCCCGGUGGCUUCCCUAGCAGAAACUAAAGGAAUUAAAGGAUCAUGGAAACCAACCAGCCAAAUACCACCAAUAAAAAACAAAUCAUCCCAAUUCCUCCUGAGGACCUCGCUCGAAGGGCCCGGGGGAGAGGGGGGAGGGCAGGAAACUAUUAUCUAUCUUUGUUAGUCAUGGGGCAGUAGCAGGUUUAAGUUGAGAUAUCUGAUUAUUUGGUAAGGAGCUAGUUGCAACUUUAUUUUCAAAUGUGACAUUUCCCACUUUGGGAGUGUGCAAUACAAAGGUCAGAUUUGCUAUAGGUUAGGAGAGUUUCUUCAGAAACUAAAGGAUCAUCCGCAUACCUUGCCAAAAGGGUGAAAGAAUGACUCAUUCUUUGAUGAGGUACUUGUGGUAUCCCAGAAAGAUUACCAUUUGCUGAGAUGACAAAGGAGUCUGCAGACCAGAAAAACUUUCCUGAGGGUGCCACGGUGACAUAUACUUGUCGACCAGGUUAUAAUAGAAACCGUUAUUUCUCACCUACACUUACUUGCCUUCCAGAUGGAACAUGGUCCAAGGCAACUGCAUUUUGUGAAAAAAAACGAUGCCCUAACCUUGGAGAACUAGUCAAUGGUCAUAUUAAUUUCAAUGAGGACAUUGUAUUUGGAUCAACCAUUUCAUUUAGUUGUGAUGAAGGGUUCUUAUUAAUCGGUCAGUCUGAAAGUAUAUGUGAAAUUGUACAUGAAAACCAAGUUGGGUGGAGUGCUCCUCUUCCAGAAUGCCAAGCCAUUCGCUGUCUUCCACCUCCAGAUAUUGCCAAUGGCCAAUACACAGACAAUUUUCAAGGUUUUUUUACUUAUGGCUCAUCGGUGAGAUAUACAUGUGAUAAAACAUAUUCACUCAUUGGAGAGGAAUUCAUCUAUUGUACUACUAAGAACAUGAAAGAUGGAGAAUGGAAUGGCCCUCCCCCUAAAUGUAAAGUUGUCCGUUGUAACAGUCCAGAUCUCCCAAAUGGACAUCUAAUAUCUGGAAGAAGGCCAUUUUAUACUUAUAAAGAAACCGUGAUCUUGGAAUGUGAUUCUGGAUUUUACUUGGAAGGCGAGGAAAAGAUUUCCUGUGGUGCUGACAACAUCUGGGUUCCUGGUAUGCCACAAUGUAAAGCAGUUGUUCAGUCUACCACCAUCAGGACCAGUACUACUACUACUAUCACCACCACCACCAAAACUACUAGUUCUUCUUCUGCCAGUGGUUCUUCUUCUUCUGCCAGAGGGAAAGAAAACCAACUUGAUACAAUAAUCUCAGUGAUAACAUUGAUAAUCUUCACUCAAAUAUGAAGAGGUUGGCCAUGAAAAAUCAAGUAUUUACAGCUACAAAAAUCAAAUCUACAUCAAGUAUUUAAAUCAUCAUUUGCUUAUUGCCUAUAAAGGUGAACUCAGGAGAGCUGAUCAUAGUGCUCAUAUAAGAAUGACAUGCUUUUGAUGAUGUCAACAAUUUAUGACUUCCUGAAAUUCCAAAUUGCAGAAGGGAUAAAGAUAGAUUUUUUUUUAAUAUAUGAAAUAUUUUAACUAAAGUGUUUCCUUUAUUUACUUAUAUCAUAUGAACCAAACUUAUAGAUGAUGAGUACAUAGAGGAAGAUAUUCUAGCAUCUUUCCUGUGAAACUGAAAAGGCAAGAGGUUAAAUAUUAAAUCAUAUAUUUUGCUUCAAAUUGAAGACUUCAUUUUUUUUUAAUUUGUAGGGGAUUUAGAUGGUCUAACUUUUUUACUCAUUAAAGCUUUCUCCUUCAAUGAAAUAGUGAAUUAAAAUGAAAAUAUCACUCAUGUAACUAA
Messenger RNA from Sarcophilus harrisii (Tasmanian devil), 1831 nucleotides. RefSeq names its product C4b-binding protein alpha chain-like. Gene Ontology annotation, biological process: negative regulation of complement activation, classical pathway. Bases 448 to 1338 code for a protein of 296 amino acids. NCBI's taxonomy places the organism in Eukaryota, Metazoa, Chordata, Mammalia, Dasyuromorphia, Dasyuridae. The transcript has 11 exons. The record is from RefSeq and is a predicted model, not a curated record.